AUCUGGCAGCCAUCCAUAUUGUUUCGUCUGCUACACCAUCAUUUCUAUAUUUGUAUUUUGAUUCGAAGAGCUUUCACUUCUAUCGAAUUUGUUGUAAGUGAAAUCAUGUGAUAGCUCCGUUCCAAAUUUGUAAAAUACGCAUCUAAGCACAUCAACAUUCAAAUUAGCAUGUCGUUGAUCGAAGGAAUAGGCGAUGAAGUGCCCAUAUUUUUUGUUUUGGCAGCGAUUGUCAUAGUGGCAUUUAUGGUUUUGGCUUGGAAAUCUACAGAUGUCCCCGAAACUCCUCUGUCACUACCUGUUCUCACAUUUACAUUAUCACAAAGAGUAAUUCCAGCUCCAGCUGGGCUGGUUGCAGAUGAUGAUGGACCUUCAUUUCCAUUAGAAGAUAAUGAAUCAAAUCAAGAAAUUUCUUCUGCAGAAAACCUGGAAGUUUCAUCUGAUCAUCAAACGAUAGCAAACUCAGCCAUACAGGCAGAAAAUAAUGAAGAAACACUCUCAGAAGUCCAGUCUAUGUCACAAGAAACAGCAUCAGAUAAAAGUGAUGAGCCAAGAAGAAAACAAAUGGAUGCAUCACCAACACGAACUGAAGCUAUAAUAAGUGUGAAAUUGAUGUAUAUGGACGAUACACACAGGGUGGUAGAAAGUCCUAUAAGUAUGACCAUUGGAGACUUUAAAAAGACACAUUUUAAGAAUGAGCUGAACGCAAACAAAGUUGUCAAACUCAUCUAUAAUGGCCAAGUACUGAGUGAAGAGUCCUCCAUACUCUCUCAACACCUUGCCCGGUCCUACACAACAACAAUCGACAGAAGAUGCGUUUCCACGACAAUCCGGCCAACAGACCGCUACAGAAUCCGGUAUAGACAUCGGCGGCCUACUAGUCCCUCUAUUUGGAGUCAUUCUUGGCUUAGUUUGGUACUGCAGGAUCGCCUACGCCUCUUAUUUUACAGCAGCAGCAACAACUGGGCUCGUUGGGCUAUCUGGGCUCUGCAUCUUUUCGGUUCUUAUUAUUUGGUAUCCAGAACCCGAAGCUCCGUAAGCAAAUUACUUGUAGAUUCGAGAUUUUUCCCAAUAAAUAUGACGCGUUGCCCCAUCGAUUUCCGGAAAAACGUUUUCUGGUAUUCUACUGAGUCGACACUGAAAACACAGGCAUACAACUGAUGGAAUAACAACAAUUUGGAGGUAGACGUUUUUCAGAAUUAAACAUAUAAAACAAUACCAAGAAUCGCGAAAAACCUAAAAUUGCUCCAUAUAAAAAGCGUUUCAUUCCAGAAACGUUCGCACUUCAUACGAUACGAACAGUUUUGU
Molecule: messenger RNA, 1305 nt
Organism: Daphnia carinata
Lineage: Eukaryota; Metazoa; Arthropoda; Branchiopoda; Diplostraca; Daphniidae
Product: transmembrane and ubiquitin-like domain-containing protein 1
Exons: 4
Coding region: 169-1158 (329 amino acids)
Molecular function (GO): protein binding
Source: RefSeq, a predicted model, not a curated record